AUAGCAGCGGCUCGGCAGGGGUGGGACGCGCAGGCUGCGCUCGGGAUACCCACUCACGCUCACACACUCACGCACACACACACACACACACUCCUGCCCACUAGAGACCAGUUAAAUCGGCAGGAAAGCGGCGAACACACAGCAGAAGCGUCCUGGUCUAAUCCAAUUGAUGAGAGAGUGAAGGGAACGCAGCGGACUAGCGGAGCCACUCAGGACGGCUCCUUUCUUUUUGCUGCGCAUUUUCACUUUAUUUACCUGACAUUAAGAGGAGGACAUCAUUGUGAGGACUUUGAUACACUUUAAGGAUGCGGCAGUGUAAAGGCUGGAGCGUGUUGCUGCUGGUGCUGUUGGGUCUGGGAUCUCUGGCUCAGAAGCUGCCCACUAGAGAUGAAGGGCUUUUCCAGAUGCAGAUUCGAGACAAGUCUUUGUUCCAUGACUCUUCGGUCAUUCCAGACGGAGCUGAGAUCAGCGGUUACCUGUUCAGGGACACGCCGAAAAGGUACUACUUUGUGGUGGAGGAGGACAACACACCCUUGUCUGUUACGGUGACACCUUGCGACGCUCCUCUGGAGUGGAAACUGACUCUGCAGGAGCUGCCAGAGGAGGCCAGUGGAGAAGGAUCAGGAGAGCCCGAACCGCUGGACCAACAGAAGCAGCAGGUGACAGUAGAUGAGGGAACAGAGCUGUUCACGUACAAGGGCAACGACGUAGAGUCCUACGUGGCCACCAGCACUCCUUCGGGUCUGUACCAGCUGGAACUGUUGUCCACGGAGAAGGACAGCAACUUUAAGGUGUAUGCCACGACAACCCCGGAGUCUGAUCAGCCUUACCCGGAGCUGCCCUACGACCCUCGUGUGGACGUGACAUCACUUGGUCGCACCACUGUAACCUUGGCCUGGAAGCCCACACCAACUGGCUUUUUGAUGGGCCAGCCGGUUCAGUAUUGUGUUGUCAUUAACAAGGAGCACAACUUCAAGAGCAUGUGUGCUGCGGAGGCAAAGAUCAGUGCCGACGAUGCAUUCAUGAUGGUGCCCAAACCCGGCAGAGAUUUUAGCCCUUUUGACUUCAGCCAUUUUGGCUUUGUUCCCUCAGACAAUGGUUUCAGCAAGGACAGAGGGCUGACCAGCAACAAGAUCUCUCGGGCGUAUUCCAUCAAACCUAAAUCAUCUGACAUACAGAAAGUGUGUAUCGGCAACAAGAACAUCUACACUGUGGCUGAGCUGAAACCAGACACGCAGUACUACUUUGAUGUGUUUGCUGUGAAUUCGGCGACCAACACCAGCACAGCGUAUGUUGGCACUUUCGCACGCACAAAAGAGGAAGCGCGUCAGAAGACAGUAGAGCUCAAGGACGGCAAAGUAUCUGAUGUUUUCAUCAAGAGGAAGGGAAGCAAAUUCCUUCGGUUUGCUCCCGUGUCUUCACACCAGAGAGUGACAUUGUUCGUCCACACGUGUCUGGAUUCUGUCCAGGUGCAAGUAAGGCGUGAUGGAAAGUUGCUCUUGUCCCAAAAUGUUGAGGGAGUACGACAGUUCCAGCUCCGCGGGAAACCAAAAGCCAAGUACCUGAUUCGUCUGAGGGGCAGCAGGAAAGGAGCCUCCACUCUGAAGGUGCUGGCCACCACAAAGCCCAGCAGCAAACAGCCCUUCCCCUCACUUCCAGAGGACACGCGUAUCAAGGCCUUCGACAAGCUGCGCACAUGCUCUUCUGUGACCGUAGCUUGGCUGGGCACCCAAGAUCGCAACAAGUACUGCAUUUACCGAAAAGAGGUGGCGGAAAAUUACGGUGAGGAGCAACGGAGGAGGGAACAGAACCAAUGUGCUGGACCAGACACUCGCAGGAAGUCAGAAAAGGUCCUGUGCAAGUACUUCCAUAGUCCAAAUCUGCAGAAAGCUGUGACCACAGAGACCAUCGCCGGUCUGGAGCCAGGCAAGACCUACCUGCUGGACGUUUACGUGGUGGGACACAGUGGCCACUCAGUGAAAUACCAGAGCAAACUGGUGAAAACACGGAAGUACUGCUAAAUGACUCUGCAGAGAAUAAAUCUAUUAUAAAUAUAUAUUAAAUAAGUUUAUUUAACUCGAAGUGAUAUUCUACUAAGGAGCGUAAACAGACUACUCACACAGCUGAUGGGCCUGUGGCAGUGACUGAACUGUUUGUUGAGCGAUAUCGACCUGUAUAUUUAUGUUUACAUGGCUUGUCUGGGUGGUCCUUUGUGUGAGGUGCAUCAUAACCAGACAUGUCCUGCCAUUUUGUUGCCUCUGGGGAGGCAGAACUUCAAAAAUCAUGGUUCUUUUUUUUGCUGCUGCAUGACACAUCUGCUUUUGUCUGACUUACUUGCCUGUUCCUUCAACUUCAACCAAUGACCUGAGGAGAUACAGUAACAAAACGCAUUGUACAGUUCUCUUAUUCCAUAUUUACCUCCUGUUUUAAGAGGAAUUUAAAUUAUUUCAUGCCUUCGUCUCUCUCUUCUCAGUUUUUUACAAUAAUAACUAGAAGGAAAUUCCAGUUUUAAGAGGAAGCUGUUGCUCAGACAUUCCCGUCUCUGUUUGAUCGAGAGCCCAUCUUGUAAAUGUGUUCUGUGCUGGAGAUCUGUGUUAAUAUCACUGUAUCGCUGUGUGUUCACAUGUACAGAGUUGUCCUGCCAGUAAUCAUGUACAUAAACGCUAAAUAUAGAAAACAUAAUCCCUGUGUCACCCUCGGUGUCAUGUUCUUUUUGCCAAGCAGUUAACAUCACGAUCAUGGCUCUGAGAUGAAAGAGCACGCUACGUUUUUGUGUUUAUAGAUCCAGACGCUUGAAAUUAGGGUUGAACCUGAUACUCUGAGUGAGCUGAAAUGAGCCCAGAAAUAACUUCUGACAGACUCUGUGGAUGAAUUCAAUUCUGGCUGGAUUUCGAGCUUAUUUCAAAAGAUCAGAGACGUCUUCGCUUGGAAAAUAAUACCUCUCCGGCACAUCAAUGUCAAUCAUGUCAUGUUUGAUAGAUGUAUAGUAUUAAAAUGGACUGUAUCGUACUUAUCUUGUCUGGAACGCCAUUCAUAUUUUUUUAUAAUGAGCGAUUUUGCAAACAAGAAAGAAGCAACACAACUUUGACCAAGAAGUUAUAUCCAUGUAUCGACAUUUUUGUUCCUCACUGCUCAGGGGUAACAACAUGAAGAUGGUUGCUCCCUCUAAAAAAACAGAUCCAUUUAAAGAUGAGUGAGCUGUACUCAAUCACAAUGUUUCAUGCAUGUUCAAUGUAUGACCAUGAUCUGAU
Molecule: messenger RNA, 3251 nt
Organism: Synchiropus splendidus (mandarinfish)
Lineage: Eukaryota; Metazoa; Chordata; Actinopteri; Syngnathiformes; Callionymidae
Gene: ndnf
Product: neuron-derived neurotrophic factor
Exons: 4
Coding region: 306-2021 (571 amino acids)
Biological process (GO): extracellular matrix organization
Molecular function (GO): protein binding
Source: RefSeq, a predicted model, not a curated record